Molecule: messenger RNA, 954 nt
Organism: Miniopterus natalensis
Lineage: Eukaryota; Metazoa; Chordata; Mammalia; Chiroptera; Miniopteridae
Source: RefSeq, a predicted model, not a curated record
AUACACACCGGCUGCAUGGACGCAGAAAACCACACAGAAGUGUCCAAAUUCCUGCUCCUGGGUCUUUCGGAUGAUCCUAAACUGCAGCCUCUCCUCUGUGGAGUGUUCCUCUCCAUGUACCUGGUCACCGCGCUGGGAAACCUGCUCAUCAUUGUGGCCAUCAGCUCUGACUCCCGCCUCCACACCCCCAUGUACUUCUUCUUGUCCAACCUGUCCUUUGUUGACAUCUGCUUCACCUCCACCACCGUCCCAAAGAUGCUGGUGAACAUCCAGGCACAGAGCAAAGCCAUCUCCUACAUAGAAUGCCUCAUCCAGGUGUUUUUUUUUAUGAUAUUUAUUGGAAUGGACAACUUUCUCCUGACCCUGAUGGCCUAUGACCGGUAUGUGGCCAUCUGCCACCCCCUGCACUACAUGGUCAUCAUGAACCCCCGGCUCUGUGGCUCCCUGGUUCUGAUGUCUUGGUUCGUCAUUUUCUGGGUCGCCCUGGUUCAUAUUCUACUGAUGAGGCAGCUGACCUUCUCUAUAAACAGUGAAAUUCCACAUUUCUUCUGUGAACUGGCCCAGAUUCUCAAGGUGGCCUGCUCUGACACUCUCAUCAAUGACAUCUUCAUGUAUGUGACUACUUCUCUACUGGCUGUGUUUCCUCUCACUGGGAUUCUCUUUUCUUACUGUAAGAUUGUCUCCUCUUUAAUGAGAAUGUCCUCUGCAGUGGGGAGGUAUAAAGCAUUUUCUACCUGUGGGUCUCACCUCUCUGUAGUCUCCUUGUUCUAUGGGACGAGCCUGGGGGUCUACCUCGGUUCUGCUCUGACCCCUUCUACCCUACAAAACUCAGUUGCCUCAGUUAUGUACACUGUGGUCACCCCCAUGCUGAACCCCUUCAUCUACAGCCUGAGGAACAAGGAUGUGAAGGGGGCGCUGGGAAGGCUCCUCAACCGAGCAGCAUCUUGUCCAUGA